Molecule: messenger RNA, 1020 nt
Organism: Fraxinus pennsylvanica
Lineage: Eukaryota; Viridiplantae; Streptophyta; Magnoliopsida; Lamiales; Oleaceae
Source: the annotation of a GenBank genome assembly
AUGGAUUUCUCAACUGCCUCGUGGUUCUCAGAACUGGGAGAGGAAACUUCAAUUUUCGAGGAUAAAUGUGGUUUCAUGGACUCAUUUGAUGAAGAUUUGGCUACACUUCUUGGAGAAGAAUCCCCUACUUUGUCUCCACGAAGCAAUUGCUCAUCAACUCUGAUUCGGAGUAGCAGCUCUUCCAGCGAUUUGCUCACUUCAUCAUGCAUGGAAAAAAAUGAAGUGGUCAAGGAACCACCAUCCAAGCAGGAAAAGCCUAACAAUUAUAACUUUUCUAGGCCUAAUCUUGAUCUCUCUUCUACUUCUUCUACUCCAAUCAUUCUCAAUUUUGGCAGCGUCAAUUCUCCUGAAAGUCCUCAGCCACUGAGUCUAAGCUCCUUGAAUCGCGAAGAAAAGGCAGCAGUUUCUGAAAUUUUAAGAAAUCCUGUUGAGGCUACUAAAAGCACGCCAACAACAAAGAAAACCAGCCGGGUUAGGCCGCCAUCUCAAACCUACGAUCACAUAAUUGCAGAAAGAAAGCGGCGUGAGCAGCUCAGCCAGCAAUUUGUUGCUCUUUCAACCCUUGUUCCUGGCCUGAAGAAGAUGGAUAAAAAUUCUGUACUGGGAGAUGCUAUCAAGUAUUUGAAACACCUCCAAGAGCGUGUGCACACUAUUGAGGAACAAUCAACAAAACAGAACCUGGAAUCUGUGGUUGUCAAGAGAUCGAGGCUUCAAAUGGAAGACGAGGGAUCGUCCUACGAGAUUAACAGUUCCUGCGAACAGCAUUUGCCGGAAAUAGAAGCUAGAGUGUGCAACAACCACAUUCAUCUCAGUAUCCACAGUAAGAAACGCAAUGGGGUUCUGUCGAAAAUACUAAGUGAGGUCGAGAAGCUCAAUCUCAUUGUAAUAUAUACUAAUGUCACACCAUUUGGAAAUUUCUCCUUUGACAUAAAAAUUAUUACUGAGAUGGAGGAACAAUCCAGCUUGACCGCAAAAGAGAUCGUAAAAAUUCUUGAUUCGGCCCUCCACCGUACUGCAUAG